AUGCGAUUCCGUGGCGCACAUUCCCAAAAGCGCUAUCUCGAGCUGUGCUGUUUGACAGCAUUGGCCGCUCUGUCAGUUGUUAUUACGCAACCUGCAUCAUCCGCAGCUGCAACGACGUCAGUCUCUUCUGGUAACGAAAGCGGUGCAGAGAUGCAGAACCUCUCGACGCACAUUCUCGACACAGCCCUCGGAAAACCGGCCAGAGAGGUGCCUGUUACGUUGUAUCGUCAGGGACCGAACCAAACAUGGACAAAAAUCAGCACAGGUAUUACUGAUGAGGCCGGUCGGUUCCGAAACUUCUUUGACAUUGGCCAACAGAAACUCCAAACGGGCGUGUACAAAAUGCAUUUUGAUAUCGAGCCCUAUUUCCGCGGGCGCAACGUGGAGAGUUUAUAUCCAUUCAUUGAGGUUGUGUUUGCCGUGUCGGAUGCUUCGCAGCAUUAUCAUAUUCCGCUGAUAUUGAGUCCAUUUGGUUACUCGACCUAUCGGGGCAGCUAGCGUGGACCUAGCAGGCCCUAUUUCGAAUCUGUGUAGCGGGUAAUAAAUAAUGAUUGUGCAUU
This is a messenger RNA of Anopheles nili, 560 nucleotides long. Its product is annotated as probable 5-hydroxyisourate hydrolase R09H10.3. Gene Ontology annotation, biological process: purine nucleobase metabolic process. Gene Ontology annotation, molecular function: hydroxyisourate hydrolase activity. Bases 1 to 498 code for a protein of 165 amino acids. The transcript has 2 exons. NCBI's taxonomy places the organism in Eukaryota, Metazoa, Arthropoda, Insecta, Diptera, Culicidae. The record is from RefSeq and is a predicted model, not a curated record.